AUGGAUUUACUGUCGGGUCUUGGAGCUCGCUGUGUUAGCAUUCUUAACCUACUUGAGGAGCACAGCUGUGUGCGGCUCAAGUUCACCAAGAACCUGUCCCCGGACAAGAUCAAUCUGAGCACGUUGAAGGGGGAGGGGCAGCUGUCCAACCUUGAACUCGAUGAAGAGGUUCUGCAGAACAUGCUGGACCUGCCGACCUGGCUGGCUGUCACACGGGUCUACUGCAACAAAGCCGCCAUCAGGAUACAAUGGACGAAGUUGAAAACGAGCCCUAUCUGCCUGUUCUUGGAUAAGGUAGAGGUGGAGAUGAGGACAUGUGAAGAGCCUCGUCCACCCAACGGCCCCUCUCCUAUCGCUAUAACAGCAGGCCAGAGUGAGUAUGGCUUCGCUGAGAAAGUGGUGGAGGGCAUGUCUGUUAGAAUCAACUCUAUUACCAUCAAGGUGCAGGCUCAAGCCUUCCACGCCUCCUUUGAGCUCUGGCAGCUACAAGGCAACAGCCUCAACCCCAAAUGGCAGCGCAGUGACCUUCGCUACACCCGCAUCACCGACCCCAAGAGAGGAGAGGUUUUGACAUUCAAAGAAAUCAACUGGCAGAGUCUGCGAAUCGAGGCUGAUGCCAUUGAGAGUGACGAGCAGGACCUCGGCAGCACCCCGUUACGUCUCAUCACCAACCAAGGACGCAUUCGCAUCGCUCUAAAACGCAAAAUAAAGGACUGUAAUGUGUUGGCGUCCAAGCUGCUUUUUAUUUUGGACGACCUGCUGUGGGUGCUGACCGACUCUCAACUCAAAGCAAUCAUUCAUUACGCCAAAUCUCUCAGCGAGGCCAUGGAGAAGUCGGCUCAGCAGAGGAAGAGCAUGACGGCUCAAUCCCUGCAGACGGCUCCUCCAUCUCCUGGCCUCCACAGCUUGUGGACGGAGCCCCCGCCUGCUCCGACUGGCACCCCCAACAACAUGAGUCAAUACUUUGAUCUCUACGAUGUAAAGGAGUCUUCUUACCACACCUUCAUAUCCCGCUUGGACUUACACAUAUGCAACGAUAGUUCUUCAAUGGAUGAAGAUGAACCUCCUCCGGGCUUGCAGGGUGCGAUGCAGCUGACCUUCAGGAAGCUGGGUUUUGAUUACUACCCCAUCCACAGACCUGCUGAUGGAUGUCGACACUGGGAGCGUCACAGUGGAGCCAUGGAGGCUCAGGCCCAGUGGGCUGGGAAACUGCUGCAGGAGUACCACAGGAGAGUGGAGGCCUCUGGGUUACCAGGGCCACACUCUGAGGUGCCCCGGCCAACCAAAGACUCUCCUGCCAAAGCAGGCCAAGAUGGACAGUCUGACAAAGAACAGACGACCGCCAGGAACACUGCUCCGACAGGGUCAUCACUGAAGAGGCUGCGAUCGAGCUGCGUAAUUGUCAGAAUGGAUGACGUGGACAUACACCAGGUGUCUACCAGGGGCCGUCAGAACAAGAAGACCCAGUCUUUAUUAUCCUGUAAUCGUAAAGCACUGCGUUUGCCAGACAGCGUACCAGCAAUUCAUCUGCAGUUCACUGAGUACUACUUUCCUGACAACCCAAGUCUCUCAGUGCCCACCUCAAACCUGUAUGCCCAGUUAAACAGCCUGCAGCUGUGUGUGGACCCAGCCAGUGUGCUGUGGAUCAAUCUGUUUUCCAGGGGUCUGCUGCACACGCUGGACCAGGUCAAAGCUUUCUACCAUUUGCAAGACAGUAGCAAGGCUGAAGAGCAUGUAGACGUCCGCAUGGAUGCAGCUCAGCUUAAGUUGAUCGUUCCCUUGGAUUCUUCCAUACUGGACCAUCCAGAGCGUCCACAGUCUCUAUGCAUUACUGUUCCCCAGAUGGUUCUUAGCAACACUCGCCUCUGCCCCCAUGGCUCUAAAGCUGACCUCCACACCAUCUAUGAUAAGUUUGCCAGCUGCUCUUUGUUCCAACCCGAAUCACGCUGCUCUUACCCCAGAGACCUUAGUGCCUUCCACCCCAUCCCAUCCUCCUUCCUACAUCACUCUCAAGAGACGGAGCCCCAACCUCUAGAUGGAAAGCAGUUACGAUCCCAGGACGUCUGGUCCCUCAGUCUGUCACGUGUAACCCUGGGUUUUGAUGGAGCUCGGCGAUUCCCCAAAGGCAGGACCCAGCCUUUUGUCGAGCCCUUUGCCGUGUCUGUGUGGAUGUGUCAGCCUGCUGCCUUUAAAAACGGUUCAUCAUCUUCCUCCUCCAGUCCCAGCAGAGCCCACCCGCAUUCUCCAGAACAGGAAGAGGCUUUGCUUGCCUCUAUCCACUUCCUGGUUCACACCAUCACUCCAGUGAAAUUGUGGCUCAACCACUACCAGUAUGUAGCACUGCUGAGAAUGAAGGAUUCCAUGGCUCGGUUGGGGGCAGAGUUGGGCCGGGAUCUGCGAGAUGUUAAACAGGCUCGUGGCCAGAAGACAAACAAACCUGCUUCUGUUUGCGUUGCCCUUGUGGUGGACUCAGCAGAACUAGGUCUCCUGUUGCCACCAGUCAGCUCAGAGCCAGAGGAAGAGGUCCCCCACACUCCAGAAACAGACAGCAUGACAGACUCUGAUAUUUCUCCGAUUCAUCACUCAGCAGAGUUGGUCCUGGAGGACAGUGGGUUGGAAAACGGCAUCUCCUCCGUCACUGUGUUUGAUCAGGAUGAACACGACGGCGUGGUGGAGGAGGCGUGUGAGGCUGUGGAGGAGGGGGCGGAGCAGGACGGUUUGAAAACACAAGUGGACACUGCUGUCCUCUCACCUCCCCUGACACCUGGACACUCCCCUGCCCUCUCCCGUGAGCCGUCCACCUUUAGCCUGGAGGGAGAGCUGUCAAGCGCCAUUAACGUCACCAAGGAUGCGACUAAAGAUGCCAUCAGUGCCUCGCUGGACCUGACAAAAGGGGCAUUUUCAAUAACAAAAGAUGCAUUUAGCAUCCUGAGUCGUGGCUCCGGGAUGAGCAAACUGUUCAGUCCACAGGCAAAGGAACAGGUCCAGCGUUCGGAGGAGUCCUCCCCCUCGUUGGCUGCCAGCCUGCGUCACCAAUCCAUGAAGCAGUCGCCUUCCCAGCAUUCCUUUGAUAGUGCAAUCUUGGAGGGCAGCCUACCUGAUGAAAAUCAUGUGGAUAGUGAUGUCAGCGAAAAUUUUGUUAUUCUAAUGGACUCAGAGUCAGGUGUGGAGUCCAUGCGUCCCAACAACACUCCAGCAGGCAGCCGGGGAAGCCCCGCCCCAGGGACAGAGGGAGGUUCCUCAGCUGACCUCAGCAGCUCCCUGUCCCAAAGUACUGAGGACGUGUCUCAGGACAUGUCCUCGGUGUUGUUACUGAUCAUGAGUGGAGCGGCAUGUACCAUGGAGGUAAAAGGAGAAAACCAAGUUGUGGCUGUUGAAGCCCAGAAUCUGAGCCCUGUGCAGAUGGGUACCGUCAGGGUGUCUGACGUGCUGACUGGACUCAUACAAGCUCCAGAUGGACCAGUCCAGAAAAAGGACAAGCGAGGUAGCAGCACGUCUCCAGUGUUGCGCAUGCGAGCAGAAAUGGGUCCGUCUGCAGCCCGACACUCUUCUCUGGCUGAGUCUCUGGGAUUCCUGGAUAUGAGAGUUCAAGACUGUCAGGCAGAGCUGUUAGCCUCCACGGUGACUAACAUUGGGCCUUUCCUCGAAGACGAAUUCAGUGUUGAUGGUCAACCGAUGAAGUUACACAUGAGCAACAUCACCAUCACUAUGAAGGAUGAUGGCCCUAGAAACUAUCCCACAGCCCCUCAACCUGUCCCAGCCACUUUCAUCGUAGAUCAGCUUCUCCUGGAGCGCAGUGACGAUGGCAUCAUGAGGCUUAAAGGUGCUCCUGUGGCUGGACCAGACAACACAGACACUUCCUGUGCUGUUCAACAGAAGAAAGAGAGACAAACUCUGGAGUCACAGCUCUCUGAUGCCCAGGCUGUCCUCACCCAGGCCCUCAAUGACAGAGAGCGCCUCCUUCUGGAAGUCAGAAAGUAUGACCCCACGUUUACUCUCUGACCCGUGAGCCAGUGAUCAUCAGUGCUCCUGCUGACUGACUGUGAUCAGAUGUAUCGGGAUGAAGGUCAGGAAACAUGAAGACUCACGUAAAGACGAUGUCAGGGCACAAGUCAUGUUUGAGAAGAAAAUGAACGUUGAGGCUUUGGAUCACAUCUCAUUCUAUUAUCAUGCAACUCAUGAGAUUACAAGAGCCCUUAUAACAACUACUUAAAGCUAGUGGACUAACUUAUAGGUACAUUAUUGUGGUUAUUUCUCAUUCAAAUUAGUGUGGACAGUAAACUCAGUGUGUGGUUUCAGUGUUUGUCACAAAGCAUGCAAGAGUAAAUAUCAUCAAGCUUUAAUCCUCUCCACUUUAAUAUUAGUGUUACGAAGCUGUUGAGUCAGGCACAAGCCAAAACCUCCUCUUCACAUGACACUGCCAGACAGCCGCCAGUUGCUCCUUCUACAAAAAACACAUAACUGUCAAGCAUGCUUUGUGAACAGUGCUAAUUUACACAUAGCACAUUUACAGAUAGUCAUAACUAAGUGAUGUAGAGUUCCUCAGUUUGAGUGUAACAUACAAUAGAUCCAUGUUUUUUCUUUUCUUUUAAAAGUAUUAUAACAAGAUAUCACCUGUUGUUGAUGUAAUUUAAUAGGUAGGGAAAUCAAUGCACUUUUUAAUUUAAUACAAAAGAAGAAGCAUAACGACAUUGCUUUCAUAGAGCGAGGGAUGUUUCACAGUUAGUACCUGCGUUCUUUUAACACCAGUUGUCACACAAACAUAUCAAGUUCUCGUUGUUCUGAGAAAGCAGGUCGAAUCAUUCCCCAGUGUUAUAUUAUUCUCCGAGUUGUGAAAUGUUUAUCAUUUUUCUUUUGUACUGUGAAACGGCGUCUCUGUGGGUGAGCGUCCACUCAAAAGACGACACGCCUUUCAUUCUCCCCCCCCCCCCGGGCUCUGGAGAGCAGGUUGCACGGUACCUUCAGUAUUAUAACUGGUUUUCACUCUCUGCUGUUAGAGGUUUGGGAUUUUACCAGCAAACCAGAGAUAGAAUACUUGACCCUCGUUAAACUUGUUUUUGUAGCUUGCCAGGAAACAAGUCAGACUGCUUGUGUUAUUACCUCUGUACACAUUGAUCCUGUUGAGUGAUCAGACAUGAUCCACUUAGAACUCACUGUGUUUGUUGGUUUACAUGUGUAUUUAUUUAGAUUUGUGUUUUUGUACGACCAGAUUGACGACAGUGUAUUGAAGCCAUAUCAAUCACAGAAAGUGACAUUUAAAAAAGCUACGGUACUGCUCACACUCACAGUUUUAUGUAUGUUAUCAAACCCACAACAAAAACCUAUAUUUCACAGUGUUAAAUCUCAAAUUUUGGUACAAAUGUUAUUGUUAAAUCAGUUGUUCAGUGUUUUUUCCCUUUCAGGAGGUACUUUGUCCGAUUUGAAGCUGUUUCAUCCACAGUUCAUGUCAGUGUCUCAUUCUGUACCCUGGAGACCUCUGGUGGCUGUGUUUCACCACAGCACUGCUCAUUCUAACUUCAUUAGUAUUCAUAAUUCUUUUUUUAAUCUGUGGUUGCCUUGCAAGCUAUGAAUGAUGUUUUUCCAUUCUUAAGGAGGAAUGUAAAAUAUUGAAGCAAUAGAAAGACAGAUAGUUUUAACCAAAAACAUGACAACGAACAGUAACACUACACGUUUGACGUUUAAUACUUAAAUCAAAGAAAAUCAAUUUACUCGUCUGUUAGGUUUUAGUGUUGUUCCCCCUCAAUCUGUCGGUGUAACAAGGCAGUCAUUCUGCCCUUUAACCUCAGUGUCACUUGUAGUUGUGAUCUUCUUCUCAGCUCUUGGUGUUUUAUGUUUUUGCAUGGCCUCAGUAAACAAAGAUGUGGUGGUACGAAACUGAACGUCCCAUUCUGGAUGCAACAUAUGUAGCUGUAGAGUUUCUCUCUCCUCUGUCAGGCCUCAGUGUAACAUAGCUUCCCUGAUCUGCAGAUAAACUGGUGCUCUGAUAACUGCUGACUUCCUUUUGCACUCCAGAGCAAGCCUGGGUUUCCAUGACAACUCAACCCUAACCCAGUGUGCCAUUAAAAAAUAAAAUAAAAAGGGAGAUGGACAGAGGGUGAAGCAGGACUCACUUCAGGGUGUUUCUCUCUCCAGAUGCAUGUGCUGAAGUCGUGUAUGUUGUAUAUGCCUUGUGAAUUACUUGCACUUGUGUAGUAACUUCACUGGAGAUUGCACUUGUUUUAAUGUAAAUCACUUCAGAGGAUUGCAGCGGACUCCUUGUGAUAUCUUCCAGAGUGGCGCAGAUGUCGCAGCCCCUGUGGACAGUAUUUUUUUGUCAUUUAUGUAGAAUUACAUUGAAUUUUGUAUCGUCUUUACCACUUCAUCGAGACUAAUAUAAAACUGGUUCUGUGAACCAAAGUAUGUGGAACAUAUUUUAAAACAGUGACAGAAUAAAUGAAUUGCUGAACACUC
Messenger RNA from Paralichthys olivaceus (Japanese flounder), 6450 nucleotides. The record is from RefSeq and is a predicted model, not a curated record. Lineage: Eukaryota; Metazoa; Chordata; Actinopteri; Pleuronectiformes; Paralichthyidae.